This is a messenger RNA of Pyricularia oryzae 70-15, 1710 nucleotides long. Its product is annotated as dihydroceramide delta(4)-desaturase. Gene Ontology annotation, biological process: ceramide biosynthetic process. NCBI's taxonomy places the organism in Eukaryota, Fungi, Ascomycota, Sordariomycetes, Magnaporthales, Pyriculariaceae. Gene Ontology annotation, molecular function: sphingolipid delta-4 desaturase activity. The record is from RefSeq and is a predicted model, not a curated record. The coding region runs from base 257 to 1438 and encodes 393 amino acids. The transcript is spliced from 3 exons. Gene Ontology annotation, cellular component: membrane.
CCACUUUUUGAGAAAUUUCCCAUGGGGCUCUCUUCGAGGGUGACCGACUGGCCGGACCCCUAUUCCUCGCCCCCUAUCCCUUGUCGGUCGUUUUGGAAUGUGGACCUCUUUAAACAGCGCCACGUCCAGAACUUCGCGCGACACAAGUUCUUGUCGCUGAAUUAAAUCAACGGGAGAGCAAGGACACUGACACCGACACCAGCAUCAACAAAAUUCCUUUCUUGUUUGUUUGUUAGAUUCCUCCCAGCGAAACCCGAUGGCGCCCUCUUCAGUGACGGUGACGGCCGCUGCCAAGUCCAAAAGUAAAUCCAAGACCAGCUCUUCAAAGUCGGUCCCGCCGCCGCCGCCGUCUGUCCCCACAGCCAAAGAGCGCGAGGCUAUCGAGGCCGAGCACAAAGAUUUCUUUUGGACUUAUACAGAAGAGCCGCACCGCACGCGACGCCUUGCAAUCAUCAAGGCUCACCCAGAGGUUACCAAACUUUGCGGCCCCGAGCCAUUGACCAAAUAUGUCGUUGCUGGCGUAGUGGCCUUGCAGGUGUUCCUGGCUUGGAUGCUUCGGAACACGUCCUUCUUCUCCAUCAAGUUCUGGGCUGUGGCCUACAUUUUUGGCGCCACCGCCAACCAAAAUCUCUUCCUGGCCAUCCAUGAGAUCUCACAUAACCUUGCGUUCCGGUCACCAACUGCAAACCGCUUGUUGGCCAUAAUAGCCAACUUACCCAUUGGCAUUCCGUACAGCGCAUCGUUUCGGCCAUACCACCUGACGCACCACAAAUCCCUCGGUGUCGAUGGUCUCGAUACAGACCUUCCGACCGCCUUUGAGGCCGUCUUCCUCGACUCUAUCCUUGGCAAGGCCUUUUUCUGCACCUUCCAGAUCUUGUUCUACGCCCUGCGGCCGAUGUUCAUCUUCCGCGUGCCCUUCACCUGGGUUUCGCUUGUCAACGUGUUGGUGCAGUUCACAUUCGACUACUUCCUGGUCACUCGCAUCGGAUCUGGUCAAUCUCUGCUUUACCUCAUCCUCUCUUCUUUCCUCGCCGGCUCCCUCCACCCUCUGGCUGGCCACUUCAUCGCGGAGCACUACGUCUACGAGACUGUCGCGCCCGAGGCCCGCGACCCCAAGAACAACGUCCCCGUCCCAGAGACCUUCAGCUACUACGGGCCCCUCAACUUCCUGACCUACAACGUCGGCCUGCACAACGAGCACCACGAUUUCCCCGCCGUGCCCUGGACCAGGCUGCACAAGCUGAACGAGAUUGCGAGCGAGUUCUACAACGACCUGCCCCGCCACGAGAGCUGGGUUUAUGCCAUCUGGCGCUUCAUCUGGGACGAGCAGGUCGGCAUGCGCUGCCGCGUCAAGCGCAAGGACGGGGGCCGUCUUGUCGGCAGCUCUGGGAAGAAGGCUGCCGUGGCCGACUGGAAGCAAGAGGAGCUGGAAUCAUGAUGGCUGCGUUGAUUUUGUGAAGAACCUGCUGGCAUCGACUGGCGGUUUGCGCGGGGGGGUUUAUAGAUGCCAUCUGAGGAUGAUAAAACACUUCUCCUGAUUGUGAUUACCGCUCAUAGGGCGGAUGAUAGGGAGAAACGGGUGGACGAUUGAUUGCAUAUCUAGAGUAUAGAAAGAAAAGCACGUAUGUAGCUUGCAUAAUAAAUUCAUGGUAAAUUAUGUUCAGCUGAUGCCGCAGGAGCCUUUGUCAUAGCAGAACUGUACUCUUUCAC